This is a messenger RNA of Tripterygium wilfordii, 778 nucleotides long. RefSeq names its product auxin-binding protein ABP19a-like. The record is from RefSeq and is a predicted model, not a curated record. Gene Ontology annotation, cellular component: cell wall. The transcript has a single exon. The coding region runs from base 37 to 663 and encodes 208 amino acids. Gene Ontology annotation, molecular function: manganese ion binding. NCBI's taxonomy places the organism in Eukaryota, Viridiplantae, Streptophyta, Magnoliopsida, Celastrales, Celastraceae.
UUAUAACCAAUUCAGUACAAUACACACCACUCAAAAAUGAUUCACAUCCUCUUCCUCAUUGUUCUUCUCUCCACUUCUUCCACUAAUGCAGCCGAUUUCUGCGUUGCGAGGCUGAAAGGCCCUGUAACCCCGGCAGGGUACGCUUGCAAGACACCCGCCAAGGUCACAGCGAAUGACUUUGUGUUUUCAGGGCUAGGCAUUGCUGGUAACACCACAAACUUAAUCAAAGCAGCUGUGUCACCAGCAUUUGUGGGUCAAUUCCCAGGCGUAAACGGGCUCGGAUUAUCCAUUGCACGGCUAGACCUAGCCCCGGGCGGUGUUGUGCCCAUGCACACACACCCUGGUGGGUCUGAAAUCCUGUUCGUUGUGCAAGGUUCGAUUGUGGCUGGAUUCAUUUCAUCGUCCGCGAAUACUGUCUAUGUAAAGAAACUUAAAAAGGGUGAUGUGAUGGUAUUUCCACAAGGGUUGUUGCAUUUCCAAAUUAAUGCGGUUGGAAUUAAUUCUAUUGCUAUUGUUAGCUUUAGUAGUCCUGACCCUGGACUCCAAAUCCUUGAUUAUGCUUUGUUUGCUAAUGACUUGCCCUCUGAAUUGGUGGAGAAGACCACUUUUCUUGAUGUUGCCCUAGUUAAGAAACUCAAGGCCGUUCUUGGUGGUACCGGCUAAAUAGCUUGAUUAAUCGAGACAUUGUCUCUUGCUUAGAUUAUUUCCUCAAUUUUAUUAUGAUUUUGGAAUAUGUACGUUAUUUGUUUCAUGACUAAUGAAAUUUGUGCAAUUUUCC